AUGGAGAUAGCCUUGCUACGCAAGGCGGGUGCUCCGGUCAACUUACCAUCAUCUCUGCUAGGGCAGAGUAAAACAAAGAAGAACGAUAAAAAAAUAAUUACUUUCCAACGUGAUGUACCAAACGAUCCAGGGAAAAGACAGUUUUUACCAGACUUCAGCUACGACAGUGUUUUAAUAUUACAUCCCGAACUUUCCUCACCGGAUUCUUCAUUUGAGGAAAACAUGGAACAUUUACUCAAUAAAGAAAUGCAAGUGAUACAUCAUUUGAACAAUCCCAUUAACCAACAAAAACACGAAAGAAAUUUACUGAAAAAACCUGAUGCAUUUCAAAGAAAUGGAGGACCUAAUCGAUUUACAUACCAGGAUAAUGACCCUGAUGAACAUACAAAGGCCUUUUUGGAAUACCAAAAGUUUCUAAGAAGAGAGAGAGAAAAAGCUGAGAGGAUAUAUGAGAAUGGAAAACAAGAAAAUUACAAUGGAUCCAUGGAUAAUGAUUCUAAGAUGCAAAAGAAGCAAAAAGUUAUUAUAGAUCUAGAGAAGUUUUUAAAAGAUUUUAAUCUAGAAAAAAUGAUGGAUAACAACAGAGAUAGAAAGGAAAAUUUGAAACUUUCAAAUAAUAAUGACAACGGUAACUUUGACAAAGCAAACAACACAAAUAACUAUCAAGACCUAGUUCAGAAAUAUUUUCAUCCAGUUCCUCCAAAUCAUCCUAAAGUUCAUCAGCAGAAAAGAAAAAAGAAAAUACAUCGUAAAGAGCAAGAAGAAGAUGAGUUAGAUAAACGGAACAUUCAUCCAUCGGAGCAAUAUAAAAAUAAAAUGAAAUUACAGACGAUUAAGACUUCAGACAAAGCAAAAACUUUUAUAGAUGCACAGUUCUCCAGCAGAGAUGAGGUUUUGAAUCAGAUUGUAGAAUUCUCGAAACUUUUACCCAAUUGUCUUGAAAUAAUGAAUAAACUGUUUAAUGAUUUGGAAAUAAAAACGCAGAAUUCAAAAGACCAAAAAGAUAAUUCUCAUUUUAUUUCUCAUCCGUUAAAAAUUCCAGAUUCUUUUCCUGCAGUUCUGAAUGAAGAGUGUGAAAAUGAGGCGGAUAAGCAAAAGAUAAGGCAUAAAACUUUUUGUACAACAUCGUCUCAAACUGAUUUCGCAGAGCUUACGGAUAUAAAUAGUUCUGUUUUAACAUCAGCAAUGUUUGAGUAUGUUUGUGACGUUAUAAAAGCAGCUAGGCGUCUAUUAUAUUCCGUAACUAUUAAGAAUUGUAAUUAUUUACAAUUUGGGGAGAUUAUCGAUGGGUUGUCCAUACCUAAACAAAAUAAUAUAGGAUUUAACGAUUUUGAAAAUAUCUUAGAAUCCUGGAAGAAUUUUAUGAAUAAACCUGAAAAUGCGUCAUUUCGAAUUGAUCAAAAUUAUAUUAACGAAGCAUUAGAGAAAAAACAUUUAGAUAAUGAAAGGCACCUUGAAGAAAAAAAUAAAGCCUGGCAGUAUGAAUCAAAUAAAGAGCCAAAAGAUUGUGAAGUUCGUGGAAAAUCUGAUCUAAACCAUGAUCUUGACAAGGAUCCAAAUCAUCCCUUUGAGCCCCAAAGAAAUAAUCAAAGCAAGAAUGAAUACGCUUGUUCUCUAUUUCAACAAGAAAUUUGUCAUCAAAAUGAAAAUUACUGUGAUGAUUGUAAUUCCGACAAGAAAACUACAAGAAAGCAAGAGCAAGACAGCAAAACUUCAAACGCAUCGAGGUCAAAUAAGAAAUCAUCAAAUCAUUCUGUCGAACAAAAUAAAAAAUUAUGGGAUGAUAUCAAUGGCCCGAAAGAAAGGCACAAUAACGGUAACAUUUCAAGGUCACAGUCGGAUUCCGCAAUUUCCUUACAAUCAAAUCAAAAUGCACAUAAAAAAGAUUUAGCUAGAGCCUUUUUAUCAAGACUUGAAAAGAUUUGCCAAACGGAUGAAAGGGACGAUCCAUUUUUCCGUUCUUCUCCAGGCAUUAUUCAGAUAUCUACACAAGAGCCUUCUACAGAUAGAGAAAAAGCUUUCAAAUCUACAGGCGAUCUCCCUCAAAGACCAAAAUCAAGGAAAUCAAGGGAAUCUGAAGAGUCGUCAGAUCGAGAAACUGAACACAAGGGAAAAGAAUCGUUUUCUCUUCUGGAUCCUCGACGAUAUCCCAUUGAGAAAAAAAGGGAAAAGCUCAAAAAUUUAUUUUAUAAAAUACCUGAUGACAAUAAAGCAAAAGAUAAACAUGGAGGAAUUAGCUUUAGAAAAGAAGUUUGCAAAAUCUACUGGAGAUGUUCCUAA
Messenger RNA from Argiope bruennichi, 2280 nucleotides. RefSeq lists its product as uncharacterized. The record is from RefSeq and is a predicted model, not a curated record. The transcript is spliced from 3 exons. NCBI's taxonomy places the organism in Eukaryota, Metazoa, Arthropoda, Arachnida, Araneae, Araneidae. The coding region runs from base 1 to 2280 and encodes 759 amino acids.